This is a messenger RNA of Caenorhabditis angaria, 1129 nucleotides long. Lineage: Eukaryota; Metazoa; Nematoda; Chromadorea; Rhabditida; Rhabditidae. The record is from the annotation of a GenBank genome assembly.
AUGUCGAACAUUUCGAACAAUUCGGCCAAACUCUCAACUAUCGAAUUGUCAAUCGAUUUGAGUUAUCAACUCGAAAACAAAUUCAUCGAUUUCAUCAACCAGUAAGUCAUCAACCAGUUAUAAGAUCUCCUCAACUCAUUUUGAUUGAACACAUUGGCUUUUUUUUGAAGUGGCAGUGACAGUGGAAAUUGUAUCAUUUUAAUGAGUUUUUCAUAUAAUUGUCUUUUUUCGAUCAGCUGGCUCACACAAAAACACAUUUCUAUUUAAAUGUAGAAUCAAAAUUGCAUCAAUUUCCUCCACAUUAUAAAAUUAACCAUCAUCUAGAAAAUAAAAUCAAACAUUAUUUAGAAGAACUGAGGUAGUGCCAGUCGAACAAUUCGAUCAAAAUUGGAUUUGGCAGCAAUUUGCCUCUAUCUACAAUACAAAUGAAACACAUGAUAUAAUAAGAUGUGCGUUCAGAGUAUUUGUUCUUCGAUCAUGGCGAAAAACAAUCAAAAUGAAUAUAAAAUUUGAAUUGCUCAAACAUCAUCGUGUCAAAAUUGAUGAGGUUAUGGAACAAUACAUGUGUACUUUUCAUGGAGUACACUUAACAAUAAGUGAUACAAGGCAACUCAUUGAUUGGAAUAAAGAGGUUUCUGCAUUUAUUCUUUCACUGCCUGGCGAAACGUAUUCCCCACUGGCAUAAAUUUCUGACUUUUUUUUCGCAUGGAAUAAAAAAGAGGUAAUUUAAAAUGUUUGGGAAGAAACCUCAAAAUAACCAACACAUAUAUUUUCAGGACUCAACGUUCAAUCAUAGUACUAUGGUCAUACCAGAAAACGUUUUUUCGAGCACUUUGAUAAACCAAUCAACAUCAAAAACAAAUUCUGGUAAAAAAGUGAGUUGACUUUUUUUAUGAAUUCAGUUGUUGAUAUAAGACGCGUUUUUGCUCGAGGAGCCUCCAAACGCAUUAAAUUGUUCUAUUAAUAACAAAAAUUGUUUCAGUUUUUCCAACCGGAAAAAUGCGUUGACGAGUUCGGAGAAACCCAAACACAAGCACCACCGAAUUCGUUGGAGGACACCGAAGAUACCAUAAUGUUGCAAAUCAUCAAAAAGGCUGCAAAAAGUAUGAAAAAAUCGGAUGAAAAAUAG